UUCGCAAACAAAAUGCCCAUACCUGUUACGCCUCUGUUCAUCGACGGCCAGGAGCGACCCUCUAGCACCGGCGCGUCGUUCGAGGUGCGGAAUCCCUACUCUAAUGAGGUAGUCGGCCGUGCUGCGGCGGCAUCUAGUGAUGAUUGCCGUGAUGCUGUCGCCGCUGCGUCUCGAGCAUUCGCAGCCUGGGAGCAGACACCACCGGUCAUGCGGGCUAGCAUCUUCCUCAAAGCCGCUGACAUCCUCGAAACGGCGGAAUACAGGGAGAAGCACACAGUAGCUGUGAAGGACGAGCUCGCCGCUGCGGAUGCCAUUAUUGGAGGGGACUUCAUGGGAUCCAUCAUGUCUAUCCGCGAGACCGCUGCAAUCAUCGCUGAGCUGAAGGGCGACAAUGCACCGUCGCUGCUUGCCGGAGGAUACGCCGUAGUCCAGCGCCGAGCUAUGGGAGUGAUCUUUGCGAUUUCUCCGUGGAACGCGCCACUCGCGCUCAGUAUCCGUGCCUGCAUCGUCCCUAUCCUCUGCGGUAACACUGUGGUUCUGAAAAGCUCCGAGGUAACUCCGCGGACCCAAGCGUUGGCCGUGGAGGCUGGCUUACCAAACGGAGUGCUCAACCUCAUCAGCACAGCCAAGUCAGAAGCGCCUGCAAGAGUGGCCGAGAUUAUUGCACACCCAGCUGUCCGGAAGAUCAACUUCACAGGCGGCCCCAGAGUCGGACAAGCGAUCGCAGUCGAGGCUGCACGGCACCUGAAACCGUGCGUCCUCGAGCUCGGUGGAAAGGCUGCGGUAGUGGUCCUGGAGGACGCCGACCUUGAAACCGCCGCGAAGGCCAUCGUCUUCGGAGCGCUGUUGAACUCAGGGCAGAUCUGCAUAUCGACCGAGCGCGUCAUCGUCCAGCGGAGCGUCGCCGCCCAACUCUUGACAGCCGUUAAGAAGCAAUUCUCCGAGUUGAGGGCAGGAGGUCCGGGGUGCUCGCUUGGUCCUCUGUUCUCGGAGGCGUCCGCGGAGCACGUCGUCGGCCUCAUACGCGAUGCCCAGAAUGCGGGUGCUGAGGUACUCCUCGGAGACGGUAAGCGGGAUGGUGCAGUGGUUCAGCCGCAUAUCGUCGCGAAGGUGACGCAGGACAUGAAGCUGUGGCAUAACGAGACGUUUGGUCCUGUUGUCGUGUUCGUCGAGGUAGACAGCGUCGACGAGGCGGUCGAGAAAGCGAACGACACCGAGUACACGUUGAUGGCUGCCCUGUGGACCGAGAACGUUCAUACCGCCUUCAACGUCGCCUCGCGCAUCAGAGCAGGCACCAUCAACAUCAACGGACAGAGCGUAAGCUCCGACAGUCGAUUGGGUGGGCUUGGUGGCCCAUCGGGCUAUGGCCGAUUCUCCGUGGCGGAAUUCACGGAUACCAGAAAUCUCUUCUUCCAUCCUUCCAAGCCCAUGAUUUAUCCCCUGUAG
Fomitopsis serialis is the source of this 1446-nucleotide messenger RNA. RefSeq names its product aldehyde dehydrogenase domain-containing protein. The record is from RefSeq and is a predicted model, not a curated record. Gene Ontology annotation, molecular function: oxidoreductase activity, acting on the aldehyde or oxo group of donors, NAD or NADP as acceptor. The transcript has 8 exons. The coding region runs from base 13 to 1446 and encodes 477 amino acids. NCBI's taxonomy places the organism in Eukaryota, Fungi, Basidiomycota, Agaricomycetes, Polyporales, Fomitopsidaceae.